AUGUAUCCUCUUAAUUGCGUAGACGGAUACAGGAUACCACUUCGUGAGGAAGUCUACGUUCUCGACAUCAUCCCCCUCACAGCAGGUCCGGCAACUAUCUCCUCGGAUCAGAAGCUAUCCUUGUUUAAUCCCACAAGUCUAAAAGCAGGACCCCAGCUCAAUCUUCUAACGCGACACGGCAACAUCACUUGUGCCAAGGCAUAUGACGCAGGGAGCGCUAUAGUGUGUACGGCGGGCGAGGAUGGCAGCGUAUCGAUGUGGGAUCUAAGGCAGGAUGCGCGACAGGCUGAGGUAGCAAGACUAACAGAUAAUCGAGUCUCCGUAUUGUCUUUAGCAUGCUCAAGUGCUGGCUUCUCAGUUACAGCUGGAACCGAACUGCAGGAUCACCAAGCAUCCAUAUUAAUAUGGGAUGUUCGCUCAACUCCCACCCCAAAGCUUCACUAUAAGGAAGUCCACAGCGACGAUGUGACAGAGUUGAAUUUCCAUCCUAAUGACCACAACAUUCUCCUGUCAGGAUCGACAGAUGGUCUUGUAAAUAUCUGUGAUACAAGAAUCACUGAUGAGGACGAGGUUAUAAUCCAGACCUUCAAUCACGAUGCCUCCAUCCACCACGCAGGGUUCCUGAACGAUACUGAAGUAUACGCAUUGUCCCACGAUGAGAAGCUAGCGCUUUAUGAUGUUGCCGAAACCCACGAAAAUGGAGCAGCAACAACUGAUUUUGGAGAUAUGCGAGAGGUCCUUGGCUGCCAGUAUAUUGCCAACGUCACUGCGAAGUCGAAUGGGGCCGGAGCCGUGAUUGGCGCUGGUGCACACGACCAACAAGCAUUCCAGUUGAUCCACUUGACAAAAGGCCAAGAGUGGAAUCUAGAUCGAGAUAAUAGUGUCAGCCUACCCGGGGCCCAUUCUUCGGAAAUUGUCCGUAGUUUCUGCUUCUACGACGAGGCGCAGACGGUCUUUAGCGCCGGCGAGGACGGAUUUAUCAAAGCAUGGAAGCCGAACGCAUAA
Molecule: messenger RNA, 1005 nt
Organism: Daldinia childiae
Lineage: Eukaryota; Fungi; Ascomycota; Sordariomycetes; Xylariales; Hypoxylaceae
Exons: 5
Coding region: 1-1005 (334 amino acids)
Molecular function (GO): protein binding
Source: RefSeq, a predicted model, not a curated record